This is a messenger RNA of Peromyscus eremicus (cactus mouse), 2839 nucleotides long. RefSeq names its product zinc finger protein 709-like. The transcript is spliced from 5 exons. The record is from RefSeq and is a predicted model, not a curated record. Lineage: Eukaryota; Metazoa; Chordata; Mammalia; Rodentia; Cricetidae. Bases 1 to 2736 code for a protein of 911 amino acids. Gene Ontology annotation, biological process: regulation of DNA-templated transcription.
AUGGUGAGCGAGGCGCCACUGUCCCCAGACGGGGAGGAGCGGCGGCUGAACGGCGGGAGCUGGUGUGGCGGGGCCGCCUCGGGGUUGGGGCGGGGCAACGUCGAUUUUUUGGCCUUUGAGGAUGUGGCAGUGAAGUUCAGCCAGGAAGAAUGGAUUUUGCUGGAUCCUUCUCAGAAGAAGCUAUACAGAGAUGUGAUGCUGGAAACCUGCAGUAACCUUACUUUUAUAGGCAUCAAAUGGGAAAACCAGAAUAUUGAAGAACAGUACAAACAUUCUUGGAGAUAUCUAAGAAAUUAUAUGGUAGAUGCAGUCUAUGAGCAUAAAGAAGGUGGUCAGUUUCGAGAAACCUUUAACUGGAUACCAAAUCUCCAUAGUAGUACGAACAUUUCUACUGGAAUAAAACCAUUUGAAUGUGGUGUGUGUGGAAAAGUCUUCGGUUGUCAUUCAUCCUUUAAUGAGCACAUCAUGUCUCACUUGGGGGACAAACCAUCUGAACACAAAUAUGGUUCAUUUGGAAUACAACAGCAAAGUCACAGUUGUGAAAAAUCCUGUAAGCAAUGUGGACUGGCCUUCGUUUGCACCUGUUCAUUUUCUGUAGAUGGAAGAACCAACACUGAAGACAAAUGUUAUGAAUGUACACAAUGUGGUAAAGCUCUGAGUUCUUCUAGUUCCCUUCAAACUCAUAAAAGAGUUCAUACUGGAGAAAGACCUUAUGAAUGUGAACAAUGUGGAAAAUCCUUUAGACAUCAAAGUUCAUUUCGAUUACACCAAUUAACUCAUAUUGGAGGGAAACCCUAUGAAUGUAAACAAUGUGGGAAAGCUUUCAGAUGUCACAAUUAUCUUCAGUUACAUGAAAUUUUUCAUAUUGAAGAAAACCCCUAUGAAUGUAAACAAUGUGGGAAAACCCUCUGUUCUCCUAGUUCUCUUCGAUUUCAUGAAAGGAUUCAUAAUGCAGAAAAACUUUAUGUAUGUAAACAGUGUGGUAAAGCUUUCAAAUGUCAAAGUUACCUUCGAAUGCAUGAAAGAACCCACAAUGCUGAAAAAUGUUAUGACUGUAAACAGUGCGGUAAAGCUUUCAGAAGUCACUGUUCCCUUCAAAGACAUAAAAUAGCUCAUCCUAGGAAAAAAACUUAUGCAUGUAAACAGUGUGGUAAGUUCUUCACUUACCCAUAUUUGCUUCAGACACAUGAAAGAUUUCACACUGGAGAGAAACCAUAUAAAUGUAAGCUGUGCAGUAAAGCCUUCCUUUGUUCCCCUCUUCUUCAAAGACAUAAAAGAACUCAUACUUGGGGAAAACCCUAUACAUGUAAACAGUGUGGUAAAUCCUUCGGAAGUCACAGUUCCCUUCGAUUGCAUGCAAGGGCUCAUACUGUAGAGAAACCUUAUAAAUGUAAGGUGUGUAGUAAAGCAUUUUUAUGUCCUCCUUUCCUUCAAAGACAUGAACGAGCUCACACUGAGCAAAAGCCCUUUGAAUGUAAGCAAUGUAGUAAAAUCUUCAGGGAUUGGAGUACCUUCCAAGUACAUGAAAGAUCUCAUAUUGUAGAAAAGCCCUAUAAAUGUAAGCUAUGUAGUAAAGCCUUUUUUCAUCUCUCUUCCCUGGAAAGACAUGAAAAGAUUCAUAAUGGAGAAAAACAAUAUGCAUGUAAAUAUGCAUGUAAACAAUGUAGUCAGUCCUUCAUUUUUCCUUGUUUACUUGAGAGGCAUUUAAGAACUCACACUGAUGGAAAACCCUAUGAAUGUAAGCAGUGUGGUAAAGCAUUUAGAAGUCUCACUUAUGUUCACAUACAUAAAAGAACUCACACUGAAGAAAAACUGUAUAUAUGUAAACAGUGUGAUAAAAGUCUCAGUUGUCCCAGUGCCCUCCAGUUACAUGAACUAACUCAUACUAGAGAAAAACCCUAUGCAUGUCUGCAAUUUGAUAAAACCGUCAGAAAACUCAGUUAUUUUCAAGUACCUGAAAAGACCCAUACUGAAGAAAAAGCUUAUGAAUAUAAGCAAUAUGGUAAAAUUCUCGAUUGUUCAAGUUCUCUUCAGCUACAUGAAAGAAUCCACACUGGGGAGAAAUCACAUGAAUGUAAACAGUGUGGUAAAACCUUCACAAUUCUUAGUAGUCUUCAAGUGCAUGAAAUAUCUCACAGUAAUGAGAAACCUUAUGAAUGCAAGCAACGCGGUAAAGUUUUCAGUCUUAGUAAUAUACAUGAGAGAAAGAAAACUGAAGGAAAUCCAUCUGAAUGUAAGCAGUGUGGCAAGUCCUUUGUUUCUCGAUAUUUACUUCAAAUGCAUGAAAGGUCUCAUUCUGCAGAGAAACGCUAUGAAUGUAAGGUAUGUGGUAAAACCUUCAUUUAUCCCUCAUUUCUUCAAAGACAUGAAAGAACACAUACUGGAGAAAAACCUUAUGGAUGUAAACAAUGUGGUAAAGCCUUCAGAGUACAGAGCUCCCUUCGAUUACAUGAAAGAACUCAUUCUGAGGAAAAACCUUAUGAAUGUCAACACUGUGGUAAAGCCUUCUGGCGUCUCCCUUCUCUUCAAGUACAUGAAAGAAUCCAUACUGGAGAAAAACCCUUUGAGUGUAAACAAUGUGGCAAAACUUUCAGAUGUCACAGCUCCCUUCAGAGACAUGAAAGAACUCAUAGUCAUGAAAAACCAUAUGAAUGUAAACAGUGUGGUAAGGCCUUUAGAUGUCACCGGUCUCUUCAAAGACAUGGAAAAACUCAUGCUGGAGAAAAAGCCCCAUGAAUCUGAACAGUGCAAAAACUUGUAGACUUUAUAAUUUCCUUCUAAUGUUUGAAAAUACUCCUGAGAAAAAAAUCUGGUAGUAUAAAAUGAGGUGAAAGCUUCA